AUGGAUGAUGCAAAGAUCAUAUCUUCAGAGGUGUCCUUAACCUUGGGCUUACCUCCCAGCUGCAUUCAGUUUUGCCCUGCGUACCCAAAAUUGUUUGUAGUGGGAACGUACAACCUUGAAAAGAACGAAGAUAAUGUUCAGGAGGGCAACAAAGAUGACGACGGUGAUGAGCGCGUAACUGCGACCAAGACAUCGCAAAGCCGUAAUGGCAGUUUGCUGGUUUUCGAGGUCGAUGGUACUAAGCUCCAUCUAGUUCAGACCGUUUCACAACCGUCAGCAAUUUUGGAUCUUCGCUUUCACCCAUUCAAAGACAAACAAGAUAUCCUGGCAGUGGCAUCUAGUACUGGGACACUAGCUGUGUUCAAGCUGGACCCUGCACAGAACUCUUCAGCACCCCUACAGCACAUCUCAACAAGUCGAUGUGAAGACAUUGGAGAGGAUGUUUUGUUCCUGCAAUGCAACUGGCACCCUGGGAUUUCCAAUGUAAUUGGUGUAACAACAUCGACGAGCUCUGCGCGACUUUUGCACUUGGACGAGGGGUACUGUAUCAAAGACUACACAGAGCUGAACAUUGCCAAUUCGCUCGAGGCUUGGUGUAUUGCCUUUUCUUCAGGAACACCUGCUUCAACUGACGAAAAGGCACAAGUUACAGCUUAUUGCGGCGGAGAUGACUCAUUGCUCCGCUAUACAUCCUCUGUCUGGUAUCCCAAUGACUCUGAUUCGCCUUGUGAAGAGCCCUAUUCGCCCAUCACUAUCAAAGGAACACACAACGCAGGAGUCACAGCAGUUCUCCCGCUCUUUUUACUCACCAAGAACAAUGGAAGAGUUGUUGUGACAGGCAGUUACGAUGAUCAUCUGCGAGUUUUCAUUAUAAACGACCUGCACGAGACGUAUGGCAUGAAAAAGGUCGAGCUGGUACUUGAAGAGAACGUGGGAGGAGGCGUUUGGCGUUUGGAUCUUGUCAAGAUUCAAAAAGAUACAGACUCAACUAAGAUCAGAAUCCUUGCUUCAUGCAUGCACGCUGGUGCAAGGUUUAUCGAACUAAAGGUUAAGCAAGAACAAGACUGGUCGUGCAAGGUCCUGGCAAGAUUUGAAGAGCACAAGAGCAUGAACUAUGCAAGUGAUUUUGUGAGGGGUGAUCAAGCGGGAGAGACCUUGUGGUGUGUGUCGACUAGCUUCUAUGAUAAGCUGCUUUGUUUUUGGAAGUAUGAGCCAUAA
This is a messenger RNA of Fusarium venenatum, 1218 nucleotides long. RefSeq lists its product as uncharacterized. The record is from RefSeq and is a predicted model, not a curated record. Lineage: Eukaryota; Fungi; Ascomycota; Sordariomycetes; Hypocreales; Nectriaceae. Gene Ontology annotation, cellular component: cytoplasm. Gene Ontology annotation, biological process: protein histidyl modification to diphthamide. Gene Ontology annotation, molecular function: protein binding; diphthine methylesterase activity.